AGACUGGGUUAAGAAAUUUCAGAAUGUGUUCUUGUGUUCUUGGUGGAUCAUUAUUAUCUCUCUUCGGCCUGGUCUAUCUCACUGUCAAAUAGUGUUGUGUCAGUAAUUAGCCAUAUGUUGACGGAGCACAGCAGCCACAGAGACAGUAGAGGAGGUGCUACAGAUCGCCUCAGAACUUACGAAAAGUAACUGACCUCAACACUAAAAGGACCAUAUGUGGUCUGAUUUAAAUUUGGUGACAUACAUUCUUCACAAACUUUGUGAUUGCCUGAAAUUUAAUAGUAUAAUAGAGAAGAACUUGAGACUUAGAAGUCAGGUUACUAAAUUAAACUGUGAACCUAUGAACUACAGCAGAUACCAAAGUAAAUCGUCUGUUUCCACACUUUCUCACAGUCUACUGGUAACUGGGUCUCCUGAAUGCAGCAAUGAAGAAAAGCUUGAAAACCUGUUGGGAGCUUCUUCCUGGCAAGCAGAAACCCAUCCAGAUGUUGAAAAUCAUACAGGAGAAACACCUGUAGGGACUGAGUUUAAUUCAGUGAGCAGCACCCUGCCACCAAGCUCCCACCUGCACAUCUGCUCCACAGCUUUCUGCUGCCUGACUCGCUCUCAAAGUCACUCAUCUUUAUUGAGCAACGUACCAAGGAACAACUUAACACGGGCAGCAAGCUUACCAUCCAUGAAGUUACAUGAGUAUAGACCCAACAUCAGUGUUGAUGAUUUUGGUGAUGAAACCUACAUGUUCCAGUGCUCCUGUCCAGGCCUGUACCAGUGCAGUGUGACCAACCUGAUGUUUGUCAUGAAGGGAGAAGGAGAUGUGGUUUACAGGACUGUCCCUUGGAACAGAAGGCUGCUGGCCCAACACCACAAGAAGCCUGCAGGACCUCUGUUUGACAUCACGUGUCCUCAGCAGUCUUUGUGUCAGCUUCAUAUCCUACACUGUGAGGUCAUCUCCACAGGGGGAGGCCAGUUCUUGCAGGUUGCUCAUGUGAAAGGUGAGGGCAUCGAGUUUAUCCACCCUCACAAGAUAACCAAAACUCAUGCUAUUAUAAAUAUCGAAGGGUUUUCUGCUUAUGGUAAUGUCAAGGAUGAAGACUCUCCUCCUGACCCAGUCCA
This is a messenger RNA of Haplochromis burtoni (Burton's mouthbrooder), 1113 nucleotides long. RefSeq lists its product as uncharacterized. Lineage: Eukaryota; Metazoa; Chordata; Actinopteri; Cichliformes; Cichlidae. The record is from RefSeq and is a predicted model, not a curated record.